GCGUAGCAUCCAGAUAUUAUAAAGAUCUAUCCACAGGGGCCUGAAUUCACCGGUUCCGGGCUAACUGCUAGCCGCCUGAAUGUCAGCCAAGGCUAGCCGAUCUUAGCAUAGCAGCUGUUAAGCCCCGUGUGCCUGAAGCGUGUUGGGGUUGCUGCUUCAUGCUGCUGGCCCGCGCUUUGAUCAAGAUGUCAAGUCUCAACCCUCUGUUAAGGCUGGAGCAGCGAGCAGCUGAGGCCGACCAGAUCAUAGAGUACCUCAAACAGCAAGUCCAGCUGCUGAAGGAGAAAGCCAUCGUCCAGGCCAGUGUCAGAGAAGAGAAGAAACUGAUGGUGGAGAAUGCCAAACUGAAGAAUGACAUCGAGGAACUGAAAAAACAGCUGCUGGAAAAAGAGACGAAGAGGGGAGUGCGAGAGGUCAGCACGCCAUCAGCUGCAGCCAGUGUCGAGUGCAGUUUGAAGCCCUCGCCUCCCAAAGGCUCUGAUCCGGCACCGUCGUCCUCCCCCUCUGCUGCUGCUGCUGUUCAGAGCCCCGCUCCCAAAGAUGAGAGCAAAAAGAAGAAGCCAGAGAAAAAAGGAGGGGAGAAGGCUGAGAAGAAGCAGGCAGCUCCCAACCAGGACGAUGCCAAGGUGGACGUGUCUCGCUUGGACCUGCGCGUCGGACGUAUAGUCACAGCCGAGAAGCAUCCCGAUGCAGACAGUCUCUACGUGGAACAGGUCGACGUGGGGGAGGCUUCACCCAGGACGGUGGUCAGCGGUCUGGUCAAGCACAUACCUCUGGAACAGAUGCAGAACCGCAUGGCAGUGCUGCUGUGUAACCUGAAGCCAGCCAAGAUGAGAGGAGUAGUGUCCCAGGCCAUGGUGAUGUGUGCCAGCUCGCCAGACAAGGUUGAAAUCCUCGAUCCUCCGAGUGGAGCCGUGCCAGGGGACAGAGUUACUUUCCAGGGAUUUCCAGGUGAACCAGACAAAGAGCUGAACCCCAAGAAGAAGGUGUGGGAGCAGGUUCAGCCGGACCUACGCACGGACGCCCAGUGUGUCGCAACCUACAAGGGAGCUGCUUUUGAAGUCGCCGGCAAGGGAAUGUGCAAAGCCCAAACCAUGAGCAACAGUGGAAUCAAAUAAAAGCAGAGCCGGUCGAAAUAGCUCCGUGUUUACUCGGCAAUUAUCAUCAGCGAUGACUGUGAUGGUGUUGGGAAAUAGAUCGUGAUAAAAGCUUUGAAGACGGUUCAAUAAAGGAAUUUGAUAAUAUG
Molecule: messenger RNA, 1246 nt
Organism: Betta splendens (Siamese fighting fish)
Lineage: Eukaryota; Metazoa; Chordata; Actinopteri; Anabantiformes; Osphronemidae
Gene: aimp1a
Product: aminoacyl tRNA synthetase complex interacting multifunctional protein 1a
Exons: 7
Coding region: 159-1118 (319 amino acids)
Molecular function (GO): tRNA binding
Source: RefSeq, a predicted model, not a curated record